Molecule: messenger RNA, 4231 nt
Organism: Pelobates fuscus (common spadefoot toad)
Lineage: Eukaryota; Metazoa; Chordata; Amphibia; Anura; Pelobatidae
Gene: TRIM66
Product: tripartite motif containing 66
Exons: 19
Coding region: 178-3738 (1186 amino acids)
Cellular component (GO): chromatin
Molecular function (GO): zinc ion binding; protein binding
Source: RefSeq, a predicted model, not a curated record
CUGGGCUCACAUCAUUCAGUACACAGGGAGAAUUAGCUGGCUUUAUCCUAUCUCUGCAAUGUGAGCACAGCUUACACAUACAGGUUUUCUCUGUUGUCCUCUGUGCAGCCCGACGUGCGUCUUAGGGGAUGUGACUGAAACCCAUUUAUAAAGAAUUUUUCAAGAACUCAUCUCAACAUGGCCAAGAGCUGUUUUGAUUGCACAGAGAAGAAUCCAGCUCACAGUCUCUGCACACACUGCAAUAAAUGGCUGUGCAGCACGUGCGCCGAACAACACCGACACAGCAAGUCUGCCAGCGACCAUUUCCUGUCUCAAAGAGGAUCAGGACCAGAUAGUGGCUUCUUGUUCUGUCCUCUUCACAAUCAAGAAACGCUGAGGUUGUUUUGUGAGACGUGUGAUGUUCUCAUGUGUCGCCAUUGUCUGUUGUUGGAACACAAAGACCACAGGUUUCGACGUCUGGAUGAAGCUUUACAGAAUCAGAGAGUUCUCUUGGAGAAUGUUAUAUCUCAGGUGGAGGAGAAAAAGGUUGGGGUACAGGCAGCUGGCAAGCAGAUUGAGGAUCGGUUGUAUGAAGUUAAACACAUGCACAGGAAGGUGGAAAACCAGAUUAAAAUGACGAAGAUGGUGAUUAUUAAUGAAUUGAACAAACGAAUCAAUGCUUUGCUGGAGCAGCUUGAGAAAAUUACAAGUGAGAAGCAGCACAAGCUCGAGCAGCAGCUCCAGUCAGUAUUGGUUCUGAACCGUCAGCUGGAGCACGUCCAGAACUUCAUUAACUGGGCCAUGUAUGGCAAAAACAGCAUCUCAUUCCUGUUUAGCAAGGAGCUGAUUGUUUUCCAGAUGCAGCGUCUCCUUGAAACAAAUUGUGGUUCCGAUUUUGGACGCCCCAUGAAGCUCAAGUUCAGUUGGGAGCCGUCAUAUUGGAGCAAGCAGAUAGCAAACUUGGGUAACAUACUGACAGAAGGUGCCAAUGCCCCUCAGAUGGAGGUAGCUAGCUAUGGGUCGGUGGAUGAUGCUCAGUCCACCUAUUAUCAAACCCAUCACACAUCGAGCACACCCCACCCUGGAGCCAUCAAUACUCCACAAGCCUUUCCUUCUCCAGUUCAGUGCCCGACUCCUGUGUGCUGCGCUCACUGCUACACUCUGCCUUUAGUUACCAAGGGCCAGUCCACAACCAGCUCCCUCAAUCCACACAUCACCUUUGCGCAUCCCACUGGAAUAAAGCAGCAACCUCUGCAGCCUGUGCAGUACAACUCGGGCAAAGAGCAGAGGUGCACGUCUCGACCUCUGAGAGUCAUUCAACCGUGGCUUACUCAUCAGCCAUCCACAGACCACGAGAGCUCAUCCUAUUGGGUGGAGCAGCAGAAGCAACAACAGGUGGUACAACCCCUACAAACCGUACCACCAGUUUGUUCUGUGACCACUCAGGACUUUGGACAGAUCCAUAAUGUUCACACGACAGUACCACUGAGCACGCCGUCCUUACAGGCACCCUCUGUACAAAUGCAACUAGGCCCCGUCCACAGUGUGAGUCACAUCCAGCAACAACGACAGCAGCAUCCUGCACAGCCCUCGCUGUGCCAAACCGAGAGUGCCCCCGAGCAGGUCAUGCAUCACAGUCUAGAUAUAAUCAAUCAGCAGUUCGAGCUGGAACAAAUGCAGAAAGGCCUGGAACUUCUUCUCCAAAGUCAACCGUCAAAUGUGCAGAUGAACCAGGGCAAGCAGCCGCAGCAUGUGCAGCAAACUAUAGUGGGACAGAUCAACUACAUAGUGCGGCAGCCAGCCACGGUUCCAAUGCAGACACAAGAGGACGUACCACAGGUUUGCGAUGAUACCAUAUCACCGGGUCAUACUGUGGACCUCUCACCGGUUACCACCAACUCUCCCGGUAUCAUGCAGACACAGUCCAUAGCAGACGAGAUUAUCGCUGCCGUGGAGAGCGACGCGUGCCGAAUGAACCAGUUCUCUGCAAAUCCAGUGAGAAAGCGUUCAGCCUCGGUGAGUUUCCCAAACACAUCAGAGCUGGAAUUAUCGUCUCCGAGAUUGUCGCGGUCAGUCGAUCCACAGAUGCAGGCUGUUUCAUGUCAGUUUUUUGGUCAGGCCCCGGAAAGACCAUUUUCCCCCGUCACGGAGACAGAGAGAACAAGUUACAGCAACGUGGAAGCAGGUAUCUCGGAUGCAGUACAUCUCGGCUCUGCAGAUCACCUAGCAACAACUGCGCCACUCCUGGGAAACGCCAUCUGUAAGGUUGAGAAUGAAGAUUUCAGCUGCGGAAAUUCAUCCAUUGCCACUGCUCUGGGAAAUGACAACUCAAAUACUCUGAAUGAUUUAGUUAUGCCUUUAGAAAACAUUUUCGAUGAGCCAAUCAAUUUGUCCGUUAAGAAAUGUGUCCCGUCUGAGUCUUCCUCUGUGGCCAGGAGAAACAACACACCGCAACCGCCACCUCCUCCUCCUAUUAAACAACUAAAAAACGAAGCAGAUGAAAAUCACAGUUUUCAUGAGCAUUUUACCGAAGACGUUAAACGGAAUGAAAACACAAACAGAUCAGAAGUAAGAGAAACUAAGAUCCCCUAUGUACGCCUGGAGCGCCUGAAAAUCUGUCCCCCUGAUACCGGCGAGCUUCCGGUGUUUAAAGUGCAGCCUCAAAACAAAGAUGAAGAUGGGUCUCUCCGUUUGCUUAUUAAAUAUGGGGCCAGAUCUAAGAGCAUGUCCAUAAAGGUAAACCCAGACAGUCCGUACCCUUCCCCAUCAACCACAGACAUACACUCUCAGCUGCCGUCUUUAUUUGGUUCAGAAUCGGCAUCUCAGACAGCCACUCGCUCGUUUCAUCAUCUCCCGCAGCAAGUCAAACCCUUUUCCAGGUUAAAUGCCUUUGCUAGCAGUGCUCAGGAGUCCAGGGGUCCUCUAGAUCUGUCGGAUAGCUCCAUGGGCAACCGAACAUCUGACUGCAAGGUCAAUGCUGGACCCUCAACAACAAAGAAGUCCUUUGAAGACCCAAAUCAGAUAGAGAAUGAGGAUUUCUGUGCUGUGUGUUUGAACGGAGGGGAGAUGCUGUGCUGUGAUCACUGCCCAAAAGUAUUUCACCUCUCGUGCCAUGUUCCAGCACUCCUGAGCUUUCCAGUCGGUGAAUGGGUUUGCACAUUAUGUAGAAACCUGAACAAGCCAGAGGUGGAAUAUGACUGUGAUAAUAUUCGGUAUAGCCUUGAAACGAAAGAUCAAGAGGGGAAUUUGCCAAAUCUUGAUGAAUAUGACCAAAGGAGGUGUGAAAAGAUGGUGCUAUCUCUGUGCUGCAAUAACCUGAGUCUCCCUUUCCAAGAGCCGGUCAGCCCUCUGGCACGUCACUAUUUCCAGAUAAUUAAACGGCCAAUGGAUCUGUCCAUUAUACGUAAGAAGCUCCAGAGACGGAAUGUGCCCCAUUACUCCACCCCCGAGGAGCUGGCGUAUGACAUACGGCUUAUGUUUUGGAACUGCGCGAAGUUCAAUUAUGAGGAUUCGGAGGUAGCUGUGGCUGGGAGGAAGUUAGAGCUGUUUUUUGAGAACAUGUUGAAGGAGACUUAUCCGGAUAAGAUCUUUCCAUUUCCUCAAGAAGAAGACUCAGACUCUGAGGAGAUAGACAAUGAAAACUGCCCCCUGGGCUUUAAAGGUUUUCACUGGCCGUCCUAUGGAGCAGAAUGCAUUCAGCCAAAACGCAGGAGACGCCACACGGUCGGCCAGAAAACAAAGGAAUUCACCUUGUGCUAACACUGUCACCAGUAACGCAGGGAUUAUCGAGAGCACAAUAUGGAAGAAAACUCUGGAAAUAUCCGGCCAAGCUCAUGCAAAAUCUAAAUAAACAUUAUAGAAAUAAGAUAUUGACUGAUAAAGAAAUAACGGUUGAAAUUAAAGAUUUUCCAUUCUGGAUUCAGAUGAGAAUGUGGAUUACUAACAGUGUAGCUGAUUGCAAACAAAGAACAGCGUUGGCUGCUUGUCAUCGUUUUAUGUGACAUUCUCAAACUACAGAUCCCAGCUGUUCCCGUUUUUGCCAAAAGCCACUUUUCACAUCGGACUUGGAUUUGCAAAUACUGUCCUCAAAAUUGUCCAGGUUUCAACAUUUUCAAAAACUAAACCGUUUGCUGAAUGUAUAUAAAAAAGAAAAAAAAAAAGAAAAAAAAUUAUUCAAAACAUUUUAUCAGUUGCUUUUAUGUCUAAACACUGAAAAUGAGAUGAGGAUUUGUAACGUCAUCUAUUUCUUAAU